Frankliniella occidentalis (western flower thrips) is the source of this 3089-nucleotide messenger RNA. It is a transcript of the gene Papss, whose product is annotated as bifunctional 3'-phosphoadenosine 5'-phosphosulfate synthase. The transcript is spliced from 10 exons. The coding region runs from base 161 to 2047 and encodes 628 amino acids. Gene Ontology annotation, molecular function: sulfate adenylyltransferase (ATP) activity; adenylylsulfate kinase activity; ATP binding. The record is from RefSeq and is a predicted model, not a curated record. NCBI's taxonomy places the organism in Eukaryota, Metazoa, Arthropoda, Insecta, Thysanoptera, Thripidae. Gene Ontology annotation, biological process: sulfate assimilation; 3'-phosphoadenosine 5'-phosphosulfate biosynthetic process.
GGUGGGCUCAGUGAGUCGGGACUCUUGGCGGCGCCUGGCAGCAGGGCCUCCGUGCGACCAAAGCGGAUCCGAGCGGAGCGGUACAAGACUGUGCGACCGAGCGCGGUGGAGACCGGACGACAGUGUGUCAGUGGGCAGCCGGCGGCCGGGCUCAGCGACCAUGUUCCAGCGCGCGGCUUACAUCAACGGCUACGGCUGGAACAACGAGGGUUUGCAAGUGGCGACCAACGUCACGGAGCAGAAGCACCAUGUGUCUCGAGACAAGCGUGGUCAGGUGCUCGGCAACCUCCGCGGCUUCCGAGGAUGCACCGUCUGGUUCACUGGGCUCUCCGGCGCGGGCAAGACGUCCGUGUCGUUCGAGCUGGAGGCGUACCUGGUGGGCCGGGGCAUCGUGGCGUACGGGCUGGACGGCGACAACAUCCGCACGGGGCUCAACAAGAACCUGGGCUUCUCCAAGGAGGACCGCGAGGAGAACAUCCGGCGCGUUGCCGAGGUGGCGCGCCUGUUCGCCGACAGCGGGGUCGUGGCGCUGUGCAGCUUCGUCUCGCCCUUCUCCGAGGACCGAGACAUGGCCCGUCAGAUCCACCGUGACGCGGAUCUGCCCUUCUUUGAGGUGUUCGUCGACACGCCCCUCAACGUGUGCGAGCAGCGCGACGUCAAGGGCUUGUACAGGAAGGCGCGCGCCGGCAGCAUCAAGGGAUUUACCGGGAUCGAUCAAAACUACGACAAACCUGAACACCCCGACCUCGUUAUUAAGACUGUAGGGGCUACUGUGGAGGAGAGCAUGCUCCAAGUUGCUGAAAUGCUGGAGGAGAAUGGCAUCAUCCCUCGCUCUGUGCGUCCCUCUGCAUCUGGAAUUGUAGAUGAGUUGUUUGUGUCGGAAAACCUUGUUCGAGGUGCAUUGGAAGAAGCAAGCAACCUACCAGGGCUUCAAAUUACAGAAGUUGACCUACAGUGGGUGCAAGUUCUUGCAGAGGGCUGGGCUGCCCCUCUCAGAGGCUUCAUGACUGAGGACCAGUACCUGCAAAGUCUCCAUUUCAACUGCCUUGUAGAGGAAGCUAAACCAACCAACCAAUCCAUUCCUAUUGUCUUGCCUGUAAAUGAUGCUGAUAAAGAACGCUUGGAAGGAGUUGAGGCAAUUGCACUCAUUCACAACGGAGAAAGAUAUGCUAUUCUCCGCAAGCCCACUUUUUACCCACACCGUAAAGAAGAACGCAUAUGCCGUCAAUUUGGAACUUCACACCCCGAUCACCCUACUAUUCGCCUGAUUCUCGAUAGUGGAGACUGGUUGGUUGGUGGCGAAAUUGAAGUUUUGCAGCGUAUAAUGUGGAGGGAUGGACUGGACGAAUACAGACUUACUCCCAAUGAGCUCCGCUCAAAAUUCCAUGAAAUGGGGGCAGAUGCUGUCUUUGCAUUCCAGCUCAGGAACCCCAUUCACAAUGGUCACGCUUUGCUCAUGCAGGAUACACGCCGUCGUCUCUUGGAGAGAGGUUUCAGACGCCCGGUUUUGCUUUUGCAUCCAUUGGGUGGUUGGACUAAAGAUGAUGACGUACCAUUACCUGUAAGGAUGAAGCAGCAUCAAGCUGUUUUGGAGGAAGGAGUAUUGCAUUCACGUGAUACUGUUCUUGCAAUUUUUCCAUCUCCAAUGCUUUAUGCAGGCCCAACAGAGGUGCAAUGGCAUGCUAAAGCCCGUAUGACAGCAGGUGCAAACUUCUAUAUUGUGGGGCGGGAUCCAGCAGGUCUUCCCCAUCCAGAUAAGAGCAGGGGUGGAGAUUUGUUUGAUCCCACUCAUGGUUCUCGUGUUCUCAAAGUAGCUCCUGGCCUUACAACACUUGAAAUCAUUCCAUUCCGUGUAGCAGCAUAUGACCGAGUUGCCAAAAAGAUGUCCUUCUUUGAUCCUGAGAGGAAACAGGACUUUGACUUUAUUUCUGGAACGAGAAUGAGAGGUCUUGCCAAGAGUGGUGAAAACCCCCCAGAUGGUUUUAUGGCACCCAAGGCAUGGAGAAUACUGGCUGGUUACUAUCAGUCACUUCAGAAGGGUCAGUGAAAAUGUUUGAACAUUAAUACUUUCUUGGUUAUUGUUUAAAUUGGGCAGCCCAUGUAAGACUUUUCUCUUUGUUCAAUUUUAAUCCAUCCAUUAUGUAAAGUUAUUGGUUGGUACAUAUUUCCUCUCUUCCGAUGUGCCUAGGGUACACUGUUAUUUCAAAAGGAUCUGGUCAGACAAACCUUAUUUUUUAUUGUACUAAUCAAGCAUUUAGCACACUAAACAAUAGAUAUUUUUACAAGCACAUUAGGGUUUCCUAACUAAAAUGUUAACUGAGCUACAAAUUCCAUGCAUUUUCAAAUAGAAUAGGUAGGAUUAUAAUAUUGCUUCCCAUGGCUUCCCAGUAGUAUGAUUAUGUGGAACAGAACAAAUAGCUCUGCACAAUUAUGUACUAUAAGUUGAUGGAAUAUUUUCUCAGAAGAUUUUAAAAUUGUUACCGUAUAUCAUUGUUCUUGGCAGGUUAUUUAAGCAAUCUUUAACUUUGAGUUAGGAUUGUUUCAUGGUGGGUUAUGUUUAUUUCUCAUUGCCUUUUAUUUGAAUCAAAGAUUUAAGGUUGAUUUAGCUAGUCAAACCACAAUUUCAAAAGAUAUGAUGGUGCUUCGAAAGGUCCUGCAUUCUACUCUGUAAAAAGUAAAGAGAGGGUAGCAUUGAGAAAGACGCCCUGAUUUCAGAGUUUGUGAUGUCUCAAUUACAUAAAGGAGAUGUUUCAUUUGAAUGUAGAACUACCUGCUAGUUUAUAUAACAAGUUGAUGUAAUAGUUUGCGUGGUCCAUCUUUCAUCACAAAAUUCUUGUAUUGUCGUUUAUAACAGUAUUAUGAUGAUGUUUUACAAAUCACUUCUUUUAAUAAUUUAAAGCGAAAGAACUGUUGAAUUCAAAGAAUAUUUUUAUCUUGUUUGUAUAAUCUAUUUUUAUGCAUAAAUUGACUAUCUUUAGAAAGCUUAUUAUGAUGAGCUGUUGUUGACCACUGAAAUGUUUUUAUGUUGAUUUUGUUUUUUGUAGACGUUAAUGAAAAUUUUAUAGAUAUUAUAUUUACCAUUCCAUUUA